AGGGUAUUGUGUCCAACUACAACUAAAAAAUAAAUGUUUAAAAAAAAAAGAAAGAGGCAUGAGAAAGAGAGGCAAUGUGGGCAAGCUCAGAGUACUACCUAAGGGAAGCUGUAGAGGCCAGAGCUGAGAUGGGAAGGCAGAAAUAAGGCCUCCAAGUGAGGAGGGUCCUAGAACAUUGGUGUUUGCCAAUCAGUGAGUCAACAGCAAGGAAAGAAGAAGCCACAGGGGUUGGGUUUAAACAGGGAUCCUGCCAGCAACCAGGAGGAACCCAGGGACAGAGAGGGUGCCAGGUGUGCUGAGGCUCUCCUGCUGGGAUGCCCAGGCCGCAGGAGCUAUGGCCUUCUGCCCUCCUGGCUCCUGGUCCUCCUGAGACUUUCAGGGUUCCAACCAGACAGCUCAGUCUCUUGCUCAGCCUCUUGGAAGGGGAUGAAAGAAGUCCAUCCAGAGAGCAACAUUUGGAACCAUCCUGGCUAGAUGAGGCCCAGAAGCUCCUUCACCUCCCUGCCUACCUGGGUGAAUAGCCCUAAUCCAAACCUGCAGGACAGUUUAAGAGUCACUGUACACAGCCGAGGGCAGGGUGGGUGGUGGUUCACAGUCCAAAUUAUAAAAGUGGGCAUCCAAGGGAGCCAAGCAGAGCCUGUGAGCUCCAGGCCACACUGUCCUAUCAACUCAGGGUCAGUGCGGGAAGGCUCAGCGAAUAGGGAGUUGGCUCCCUCCUGGCUCGCGUGCCCAGGUGGACUGGCCUUGCAGGGCGGAACCAACCGUCUCUCUCCCCAUAUUGGAAGCUUCUUGGGGUAGGACCACAGUACCACCACCAGCCCUUUGAGGGGACACUGUGGGGAUCUGGGCCGGGCAGUGUUUACACCUCUCUGAGUCCGAGUCUGUCUCCCAUUGCUGCUGGGUGCUAGCAAUCAGUCCCCUAGCACCGUAGGGGCAGAAAGAUAGGCAGGAGCGUGGUGCAGCAGGGGCGGGGUGGAUCCUGCGGUUUCGGUAGCGAGAGCACUCGGCAGGUGGGGGAGGGGAAGAUGAACAGCCGGGUUCAACCCUCACCCCUCUUACGCGGGGCGGAGCCACAUUCCUCCUCGCAGCUUCGGGUGGACUGGGCGGAGCAAGAGAGGCUUGGGGCGGGGCUGCAGGACUAGGGUCCUUUUCACUUUCCGUUUUGUUUUUCCAACAACCACCGAAGUUGCGGGCCCGUAAAACCAGGGACUUCCUUGACCCUGGCUUUGGCCUGCGUCGGAACCGCCAGGCUCGCUGGGAACAGCGCCCAACCGGUCCCUCAAACAGGUUGUGCCACGUGGCCUUGACCCGAGACACCCCUGCUGCUCGUGCCGAUUUGCCGACAAUUCGAUUCGCACUCUUGGAGCGAAUGAAUCUUCUGGGCGGCUUCUCAGCCAGACAGCCCCGAGCGCUAUGCAAACCCAGUCCGACUGGCCCCCGGUGACCGACGACAUCCUGCGGCCUUCGCCUUUUGCGCAUCCUGUGCUGCACACCCUCCAUUGCGUGGCCCGCGUGCUGCUCUUCCCGACCUACUGGGCUCUGGACCAGUUGAUUGGCUGCUGGGCACCGACAGCGCGCCCCAGCAGGCUGAGAGCAGCAGCUGGCGGCGGGGUGGCGCUGCUGCUGCUCCUGCUAUUUGGCCUACCGCUGGCGUUGCCUGGCUUGCUGCUCUGGCUGCCGCUGCAGGCCUGUCGCCGCCCCUUCUGCUACCAGCCCCCUCCUCCGUGCUGGGUGCCGCCCACGCCCUGGCGCCCGUGCGCUGAGUUUGCGCGCUGCUUUGUCUUCCUCACUGCCAACCUGUGCCUGCUCCCCGACGGGCUGGCGCGCUUCAGCAAUCUGCCGCACAGCCAACGGCGCGCARAGGCCAUUGGCGCUACGCUGUUAAACGGCCUACGGCCCUCGCUUUAUGGAGCUACCGGAUGCAGCCCACAAAGGCCUGGGGAGCCAGGCGGGACGCUGACGGCCCAGAUGCCCGCGGGGCUGGACUUUGUGUGCCUGCAGGAGGUAUUCGAUAUUCGUGCAGCUCGACGCCUGGUGCGCCGCUUGGCUCCGAAUCUGGGCCCGGUGCUGUAUGACGUAGGCACACUUGGCCUACAGCCUGGGCCAUACUUAAAACUGCUAGGCAGCGGGCUCCUGCUGGCUUCCCGCUACCCGCUUCUGCGUGCCAACUUCCGUUGCUUUCCCAAUGCGCGUCGUGAGGACGCCUUUGCCUCCAAGGGUCUACUAUCCGCUCAGGUGCAACUGGGCAUCCUGGACGGGCACCGCAUAGUGGGAUUCCUGCAUUGCACGCAUUUACAUGCACCCACUGAGGAUGGGCUCUUGCGCUGCAAACAGCUGACGCUGCUACUGGACUGGGCAGAGCAGUUUGAGGCCGAGAGCCGCCAGAGUGGUGAGGCUGUGGCCUUUAGCGUGCUUCUGGGUGACCUAAAUUUUGACAACUGCUCAAAAGACCACGCACAGGAGCAGGGGCACAAACUCUUUCGCUGUUUCCGGGAUCCCUGCCGGCUGAGCACACGCCAGGAUCAGCCUUGGGCCCUGGGAACCAUCCUAAGCACCUCCACCCUCCACCAAUCAGUAGCUAGCUCACCGGAGAUGCUGCGGAGGGCCCUAGAGCAGGAGAAAGGGCGCCACCUCUACCUGGCAGGCCCUCCCCGCGGAGGCCGUCGGGCUAACCCCUGGCUGGGCCGGCGUCUGGACUACAUCACCUACCGGGAAAUGCCUGGGAGUGUGCUGAUUCCAGAAGUGGAACAGGUUAUGUUUAGUACAGCCCUGGCGGGGCUCACAGACCACCUGACCGUGGGCCUGCAGCUGCGCGUUUCGGCACUCUCCUGACACUGGCACAAGGACAA
Molecule: messenger RNA, 2849 nt
Organism: Urocitellus parryii (Arctic ground squirrel)
Lineage: Eukaryota; Metazoa; Chordata; Mammalia; Rodentia; Sciuridae
Product: sphingomyelin phosphodiesterase 5
Biological process (GO): sphingomyelin metabolic process
Cellular component (GO): cytoplasm
Molecular function (GO): sphingomyelin phosphodiesterase activity
Source: RefSeq, a predicted model, not a curated record